Serinus canaria (Common canary) is the source of this 909-nucleotide messenger RNA. It is a transcript of the gene PDE6G, whose product is annotated as phosphodiesterase 6G. The transcript has 3 exons. Lineage: Eukaryota; Metazoa; Chordata; Aves; Passeriformes; Fringillidae. Gene Ontology annotation, biological process: positive regulation of G protein-coupled receptor signaling pathway; positive regulation of epidermal growth factor receptor signaling pathway; visual perception. Gene Ontology annotation, molecular function: cGMP binding; 3',5'-cyclic-nucleotide phosphodiesterase activity. Gene Ontology annotation, cellular component: photoreceptor outer segment membrane. The record is from RefSeq and is a predicted model, not a curated record. Bases 608 to 871 code for a protein of 87 amino acids.
CCAGGUGUCACAUCCACACUGGGGUGGGGGACAGGGGAGGGGGGAGCAGCGGCAGCCCUGGUGGCCCUCAGGGUGCCUCUCCCUGCCUUUGGGGCUAACGCUGAGCUGGGCUGAGCAUCCUUGUGGGGAGGGGGCUCUGCAAAGCCCGGCAGGGGCUGGGUGGGAGGAGAAGCUGGUGGCUCCAUUUCCCUCCAGCGGGUGCAAGGAGCUGUUCUGUGCCAGCGCUGAACUGCGGGGAGCACCGUGAGCCCCGGGGAGGGCAGUGAGUUCCAGGGAGCACCGUGAGCCUUGGGGAGGGCAGUGAGCUCCGGGGAGCACCGUGAGUUCCAGGGAGCACCGUGAGCCUCGGGGAGCACCGUGAGCCUCAGGGAGCACCGUGAGCUCCGGGGAACACUGUGAGUUCCAGGGAACACCGUGAGUUCCAGGGAGCACCGUGAGCUCCGGGGAACACUGUGAGCUCCAGGGAACGCCGUGAGCCGUGGGCAGCACUGUGAGCUCUGGGAAACACCUUGAGUUCCAGGGAGCACCGUGAGCCCAGGGGAGCACUGCAAGCCCCAGGGAGCACCGUGAGUUCCAGGGAACGCUGCAAGCCCCGGGGCUACCAGCCAUGAGCCUGGAGCCCCCCAAGCUGGAGGUCAAAUCGGCCACGAGGGUGAGCGGGGGUCCUGCCACCCCCCGCAAGGGACCCCCCAAGUUCAAGCAGAGGCAGACAAGGCAGUUCAAGAGCAAACCCCCCAAAAAGGGGGUGCAGGGGUUUGGUGAUGACAUCCCAGGCAUGGAGGGGUUGGGAACAGACAUCACUGUCAUCUGUCCCUGGGAAGCCUUCAGCCACCUGGAGCUACACGAGCUGGCUCAGUACGGAAUCAUUUAGGAUUUGGGCAGGCUCACCAGCCCUGUAGUGCUGUGUAG